Ostertagia ostertagi is the source of this 411-nucleotide messenger RNA. The record is from the annotation of a GenBank genome assembly. Lineage: Eukaryota; Metazoa; Nematoda; Chromadorea; Rhabditida; Trichostrongylidae.
GUGUAUUCUCCGAGCAUACCGUCAAGAGGCUACCAAUUCUGCUUAGUGUGCGGAAAACACAAGAAAUUCACUAGUUUAGCUGGUCAUAUACAGGAUGUGCAUAAGGAAUUCACGGAGAAAUGGGAAAUACAGGUCCUAGUGCAUACGGGUCGCGGAAUGUUGGAAAGAACGAAGAAAGCGAGCGUUGACUUCACGCGGAUACCCGAACCAAGGACUGACCGAGAAUGGGACACGUUUUGGAGCGACAUGUGGUGUUCCGCGAGCGUUUUAUGGCAGACAAUCCCCGAAUACAAUGCCAACAAUUGGAACUCAUGGAUCAAGCAGGACCGUCUGUCAAGAGGCUUCUACUUCUUUUUCAUCGGUGUGUAUAUGCGAAAUUCAAGAAUGUUCAAUCGCUAUCUAUUUUUCUAA